Dacryopinax primogenitus is the source of this 473-nucleotide messenger RNA. RefSeq lists its product as uncharacterized. The record is from RefSeq and is a predicted model, not a curated record. The coding region runs from base 134 to 298 and encodes 54 amino acids. The transcript is spliced from 3 exons. Lineage: Eukaryota; Fungi; Basidiomycota; Dacrymycetes; Dacrymycetales; Dacrymycetaceae.
UCAAGACGGAUCUAGUAGCUCUAAGCCACUUUUGAGAAGCAAGCAAAUUCGGGCGCGUAUGGGAGGAUCGUGAAGAAAGUCGGGUACGAAGACGUCGUGCAGAUGACGGCGCACAGUGCAGGUGUGGGACAAGAUGUUCGAUGAGUAUCGAAAUGGGAUCGGUCGAGGCAUGUCCAUAGAGAGGAGGAAGAUAAUCCGCAUGAGAAGAGCACAUUUGUAUCUUACCACCACUAAUUCAGAAUUGACCGUGUCACAGCCUCUGCACCACUCCAACUGGAAUGCGUAUGAGCGCAGUUGACGGACUUGGAUGGGAUAGACGUAGGUCAAUGUUAAUGUUGAGGAGUAAGGCAGUUGGUGUCGCACAGGGACGGUCCGCCGUCAAGUAGCCCCUCAGGACAGGACAAAGUAUCAAUGUCGAGCUCGACGCAUUCAUACUUUGCCGUUUCCAAGCCCGUUUGCACACUAUAAACGGC